Molecule: messenger RNA, 3322 nt
Organism: Filobasidium floriforme
Lineage: Eukaryota; Fungi; Basidiomycota; Tremellomycetes; Filobasidiales; Filobasidiaceae
Product: putative DNA mismatch repair protein MSH2
Exons: 24
Coding region: 120-3149 (1009 amino acids)
Biological process (GO): mismatch repair; mitotic recombination
Cellular component (GO): nucleus; MutSalpha complex
Molecular function (GO): ATP-dependent DNA damage sensor activity; ATP binding; mismatched DNA binding
Source: RefSeq, a predicted model, not a curated record
UCAUGAUCAGCUCGCCAUCACCCUCGAUAACAUCGUUCAACAACAUUCCCUAAACCAGCGUAGUCUACCCGCUGCAGUAGUACAUACGAAAAGAUCCCAAGAAGUAAGAUCGCUGCAGGAUGGCGGCCAGAAUGAUGUAUGGAAGCGAGUCUUCCGCCAAACCAGUGCUCGAUCUCGGUGACAAGACGAACGAAACCUCUUUCUGCCGAUUCUUCGAUUCAAUGCCGAGCCGGCUACCAGGAACUGUCAGACUUUUCGAUAGAGGAGACUACUUCUCAGCCCACGGCCCUGACGCCCUCCUCAUCGCCCAAACCGUCUACAAGACGACCAAUGUCAUCCGUUACCUUGGAUCCGCCACCGCAACUUCCGCUUCCAACUCUGGAUCGUCCUCAUCUACCAACCAGAAGAAAGGUCUCCCUAGUUUGACGCUCUCGAUCACUUUGGCUAAAGGGUUCUUGAGGGAGGCUUUGACUAGUAAACAGAUGAGAGUAGAGAUUUGGGAAGGAGAAGGAGGGAAGAAACAGGGGAAUCGGUGGGAAUUGGGCAAAGAGGCAUCACCCGGUAACAUCCAACAAGUCGAAGACCUGCUGUUCUCCUCGACUGACAACAUCUCCUCGCCGAUCGUCAUGGCCCUCAAGCUCGUUCUCAAGGAUGGGGGAGCGACAAGGCUAAUUGGAGCAGCGUUCGCGGAUGCCAGUGCGAGGAGAUUGGGCGUAGCCGAGUUUCUGGACGACGAGAUGUUCUCCAACACAGAGAGCUUGAUCAUCCAGCUCGGAGUCAAGGAAUGCAUCGUGGUCGAGACGAACGAGACCAAGACGGCUCGAGGCCAGACUAAGAAACGGAAAUCUAUCGCCAUCGACCUAGACGGGGAUGAUCAAGACGACAGUAUGGAAGUCGACCCGCCUACUUCUACCAAGGUAGCAAAAGGCAAAGGAAAGGAUGAUCAGGAUUUCGUCAAGCUGUUGGGGAUGAUCGAGCGGUGUGGAGUGGUCAUCACCGAGGUUCAGACUGGCAUGUUCAAUGCGACGACGGUAGAAUCGGAUGUCAAACGCUUGCUUCACCCUUCAGUGUCAACGGUUGCCAUGCCCGAAUUUGACUUGAAGGCGGCUAGCUCGUGCCUCGCCUGUGUUAUCUCAUAUCUCGACCUACCGAAUACGACAUCUCACCACGGGCAAUGGCGCUUACGCCAUCACGACCUCUCUCAAUACAUGAAACUCGACGCCUCCGCCGUGAAAGCGUUGAACCUGAUGCCGAAUCCGCUUGAAAUGGGAGGGAACAAGAACAUGAGCUUGUAUGGUCUACUGAACCACUGCAAGACGGCUCAAGGGCAGAGGUUACUGGAAAUGUGGUUGAAACAGCCAUUGGUAAACCUUCACGAGAUUCAACAACGACAGAGCCUUGUCGAGGCUUUCGUCGAGGAUGCUAGUACACGCAAGUCGCUCCAAUCGGACUGCCUCAGACCCAUGCCAGACUUCACCAGGAUAACGAAACGCUUCAAUCGGGGGAACGCUUCACUGGAAGAUGUCGUCCGGGUUUAUCAGGCGGUGUGCAAGAUACCACAAAUGAUCUCAUUGCUGCAAGAGGUUCAACCGAUCCAUACUGAGCACAUCGACCUCAUUGAUCGCCUAUACAUCCAACCUUUAAAGCAACACAACGAGGCCUUGGGGCGAUAUGCAUCAAUGGUGGAAGAGACGAUCGAUCUGGAUGAAUUGGCCAACCACAACUACGUCCUGGUAGCUAGUUUCGACCCUCUUCUCGAACGGAUCCGCGACAAGUUGAUUGGCGUCAUGGACGCACUAGACGCGGAACAUAGCAAAGUAGCGGAUGAUAUGUCGUUGGAUAUGGAGAAAAAGCUGCAUCUUGAGAAGCAUCAAGUGUACGGAUACUCAUUGCGAGUCACGAAAGCGGAAGCUGGAAAGCUCAAGGGGAAAUCAAAAUACAUCGAGUUGGCCGUACAAAAGUCUGGAACCAUCUUCACGACACGUACCCUUAAGGGAUUGAGCGAGGAGCAUAACGAUCUUACCACGCAAUAUGAGAAGCAACAACGUAGUUUGGUCAAGGAAGUGGUUGCCAUUGCUGCAUCGUAUACUCCAAUCCUAGAAGUUCUGGACGCUCUGAUCGCUUCGCUCGACGUGAUUGUCAGCUUUGCGCAUGUCUCAGAGAAUGCGCCGAUUGCGUAUGUGAAGCCGACCCUAACCGAGAAAGGCGGAGAUGGGGACCUCGUGGUAGAGCAAGCUAGACAUCCCUGUCUUGAGGUUCAGGAUGAGAUCAACUUCAUACCGAACGAUCACAAAAUGCUUAAGGGGGCCGGAGAGUUCCAGAUCAUUUCAGGAGCAAACAUGGGCGGAAAGUCGACCUACAUCAGACAGAUCGGCGUGAUCGCUCUCAUGGCUCAGAUCGGAUGUUUCGUACCGGCAGAUAGCGCUACGCUCCCGAUAUUUGACUCGAUCCUCGCUCGAGUGGGAGCUGGAGAUAGUCAGUUGAAGGGUGUGUCUACAUUCAUGGCAGAGAUGCUGGAGACAGCGGCCAUCCUCAAGACCGCGACGAAGGAUUCGCUCGUCAUUAUCGAUGAAUUAGGUCGAGGCACAUCGACUUACGACGGGUUCGGCCUGGCCUGGGCCAUUAGCGAACACAUUGCCACCGAAAUCCGCUGCUUCUGCCUCUUUGCCACCCAUUUCCACGAACUAACGACGCUAUCCGAAAGCCUGCCUCAUGUACGAAAUUACAAUGUCCUGACGCACGUCACGCAGCGAGGCGAUAAUGCACAGGAUCGGGAUGUCACCUUUUUGUACAAGGUGGAGGAGGGUGUUUGUGAUCAAAGUUUCGGUAUCCAGGUCGCCGAGAUGGCUAACUUCCCAGAAAACGUCAUCAAGCUUGCCAAGCGUAAAGCAGACGAGCUGGAAGAUUUCGGAGAGAGCGGGGACAUCUUUUCCAAAAUCUCCAAAGAAGAGACGGACGAGGGUACGCUCAUCGUGGAGGAGUUUCUGCGAACAUGGAAGACACGGGUUGAAGCCAGCCAAGCCGGGGCGGAGGAUGAGGAGACGAUGUCUCGGGACCUGCAGAUGGAAAAGCUCAAAGAGGUCGUGGUCGAGUACAGGGACAAGUUUGAGGGUAACGCGUGGGUCCAGGCGGUCCUUACGAACCUGUAGCCAGCUUGCCAGGGCGACGCUACGGCACGGUCGUUGGGCUCGGCUUAUAUUGUAUCGCUGUUAUGAGCGCUUGAGUUGUUGGCAACUGGAUGAUGAUUGUCUACACCCGCAAGCCACUCGGAGCGCUGUCUUGCACAGACUUUCGUGGAUCGAUGUGUGUCCUAAACGCCAAG